AUGAACUCGUGUGUGGAUCUCAUCCAUAGUGAUGAUCUACUUGACGCAACACUUUCCUUAAGGCUAAUGAGAGAAGCUGGAUAUUCUAUUUCGGCAGACGAUGUUCUUCGGAAGUUCACAAACAAUAAUGGUGAUUUCAACCUUAGGCAUAGCAAAGACCUUAGAGGGUUGCUGAGCUUGCAAGACAUGUCACACCUCAACAUGAGAGAAGCUUCACUCUACAAGGCAAAGGAAUUCUCAAGAAAGCACCUUAAAUUUGCAAUUAAGUAUUUGGAGCCAAACCUUGCGAGAUAUGUCAUGAAGUCACUGGACCAUCCCUAUCAUGUGAGCUUGAUGCAAUACAAGGCUAGGCAUCAUCUGAGUUACCUCAAAAACUUGCCUACUAGGCACACUGCAAUUGAGACGCUAGCAGUUGCAGAAUUUCAGAUCAAGAAGUUGCAGCAUCAGAGGGAAAUGCAAGAGGUUAAGAGAUGGUGGAUGGAUCUGGGACUGGCUCAAGAAAUACCAGCUGCACGGGACCAAGUUCUGAAAUGGUACAUGUGGUCCAUGACUAUCCUCGAUGGUUUAUCCUUCUCUAGAUAUCGGGUUGAGGCCACAAAGGUUAUAUCAAUGGUCUACAUUGUGGAUGACAUCUUCGAUCUUGUCGCCACACAAGAGGAGCUCUCUCUCUUUAAUUAG
Molecule: messenger RNA, 678 nt
Organism: Triticum turgidum subsp. durum (durum wheat)
Lineage: Eukaryota; Viridiplantae; Streptophyta; Magnoliopsida; Poales; Poaceae
Source: the annotation of a GenBank genome assembly